Molecule: messenger RNA, 300 nt
Organism: Clunio marinus
Lineage: Eukaryota; Metazoa; Arthropoda; Insecta; Diptera; Chironomidae
Source: the annotation of a GenBank genome assembly
AUGAAUGUUCGUUCACGAAACAAGCUCAGACUUAAUCCAAGGCGAAAUCAGUGCUUUUCUGCUGUUUUGUUAAAAGGUGUAAACUUGUUGAAAACAAAAGCGAAGCAGAAUCAAAAAGAGCUUGAGAAAUUGUAUAAAUGUGGCAACGGGGCUCUCGUUUGGGGAAUUAAAUUAGUCAAGAGCACAAAUUGCAUACUUAUGAUGGAAAAUGAAAAGGCGAUUUCAUGCAUGGGAGUUAACGACAGCAUCUACAAGACGACAAUUACGACUCAACCAAGCCUCAAAUUAGAAACACAAUAA